Molecule: messenger RNA, 2955 nt
Organism: Labrus mixtus (cuckoo wrasse)
Lineage: Eukaryota; Metazoa; Chordata; Actinopteri; Labriformes; Labridae
Gene: elac1
Product: elaC ribonuclease Z 1
Exons: 5
Coding region: 108-1214 (368 amino acids)
Cellular component (GO): nucleus
Molecular function (GO): 3'-tRNA processing endoribonuclease activity
Source: RefSeq, a predicted model, not a curated record
AUCUUACGUCAUCAAUGUACGACUGUUUACAUUGAGCAUGGCGAGGCGCUGAAGUUGUAUUCGCGUACUGUUUUGUUUUUGGCCACUCUGCGUGUACCUGAGGGAGGAUGACCAUGGAUAUGACUUUCCUCGGGACCGGCUCGGCCUACCCGUCCCCUCACCGCGGGGCCUCGGCUCUGGUUCUGCGGACGGACGGGGAGUGUUGGCUGUUUGACUGCGGGGAGGGGACCCAGACCCAACUGAUGAAGAGCCAGCUCCGAGCCGGUCGAAUCACCAAGGUCUUCAUCUCCCACUUGCAUGGAGAUCAUCUGUUUGGCCUGCCUGGUCUUCUCUGCACUGUGAGCCUCAACACCAACCCAGACCCCCAGCAGAACCUCAACUGUGUGGAAAUCUACGGGCCCCGGGGCCUCCGCCACUUUCUGAGGGUGACACUUGGCCUCACUGGGUCCCAGCUGCUCUUUCCUUACGUAGUUCACGAGCUGGAGCCCACAGAGGACCAGAGUCCAGAGGAGGGACAGCUCAGCCAAGAGGUGACGGCGGAUUACGGCCCUCUGCACCCUCAGGAGCGGCCGGGCAGGACCAUCGCUCUGGACGUCUCGAGUGACUCUUACUUCCUGUUUGAAGACAAGAGGUUUGUGGUGAAGGCCUUCAGGUUGUUUCACCGCGUGCCCUCCUUUGGAUUUUGCAUCCAUGAGCGAGAUCGACCUGGAAGACUGAACACUGAGGUCCUGAAAGAACUAGGCUUGAGACCAGGACCUCUUUAUGGGCGGCUGAAAGCCGGCGGGUCUAUAACUCUGGAGAGUGGGCGUGUGGUUGAGCCGAGCGAGGUGAUGGAAGAAGCCAUCCCCGGGCGGAAAGUCUGUGUCCUAGGAGACUGCAGCUCAGUUCUCGGGGAGGGGCCGCUGAGUCUGUGCAGAGGAGCGGACAUUCUGGUUCACGAGGCCACACUGGGGAACGAGCACAGAGAGAAAGCGGUGGACCACGGACACAGUACGCCGGACAUGGCGGCGGCGGUGGCCCGGGCUUGCUGUGUCCGGAGGCUGGUGCUGUACCACUUCAGUCAGAGGUACAAACCCUGCUCCCUGCAGAGGGAGGGCGACGAGGACGACAUGUCAGAGCUCAAGAGACAGGCUGAAGACGCUCUACAGGACAGCGGUGUAGAAGUGACUCUGGCUGAGGACUUCCUGACUUUACCCAUUCCUCUCCGGAGAUGAAGGACAUCAUGUACUGGUUUAGUGUUUCCAUACUGUGUUAGUAUACGGUGCACUUUGAAAGGUAAGCAUGUUGAGUACACACUCAUACAUAACAAGCACACUUUGUUUUCAUUCUUUUAGGAAUGCUAAAUUAGCUUUACAAUGAGCUAAUCUUUUAUUAUCGAUAAUCUCUCAUUAAAGGUGAAUUGGCGAAACAAUCUCAGCUCAAAGUCAAACUAAUAGCUUCUAAUGUUUCACCUUCAUCAUCGUAUGGAGCUUGUGCUCAUGAAAGGGAGACCAAGAUGUUUAAAUGUCGAACGGUUCUGAGAACUUCUGAAAUGUCUCGUCCAGAUUCUCUUUCAAAUUGAGUUUGAAAUUAAAAACUCAGCUCAAGGUCCACCUACUGGGGCGCAGAGGCUAGAGUGCGUGCCCCAUGUAUGGAGGCUGUAGUCCUCCAAGCGGGCGGUCCAGGUUCAAAUCUGGCCUGUGGCUACUUUCCCGCAUGUCAUUCCCUACUCACUUUCUCCCUGAUUUCCAACACUCUCCUAUAGCUCUAAUAAAGGCACAAAUUGCCCCAAAAAAACUUUCUUAUAAAAAAAAGCUCCACCUUUAAUCAACAUCACACAUCAUCACCAGGGCCGAGUAGUUCAAACAUUUUAUUCUGGAUAAGAAGAAUCUGGAUCAGGAAAUCCACUGUUCUUUUUAAGAUAAGUUAAUCAGGGGAAACUGGAAAGGCUCAACCUGAUACAGAUACAGUGUUUCAGGGAUUACUAAAUCUGGAUCACCAAUUCUUUAAAUGGAGGCUUUGUAUUUUGACCUCAGGGAUAUCAAAAUCUCUCUGACGAAGUUCUUCACAGCCUAUUUUUAUGACAUACUUCAUGUUUUAUAUUCACAGCUAUUUGGUGAAAUAUUUUAUGGAGAGGAAAGCCUUCCUUUUUUCCACAGACUAAUGUCUACUUUAUUCACUAUGUCCCUGUAACAACACAACUUUCAAGUGCAAAAUAUGAUGAAAUACAUGUAAAUUAAAACCUUUUUCUUUUUACCAUUUGUUCCUCUAAUCAGCCUGAUUAUUCUAUUCCAACUCUCAAGUUUGAACUCCACAAACUGGAGAUUUUAUCCAGAUAAAAACAUAAGAUUGGAUUACCCGACCUGUUGAUCAUAAUCUUUUGUCUUGUUAUCUCUGGGACAAUCUGACUUCUAGAUUUGAUCCUACUCGAUGACUUUAAUCUGAAACAACAACUGGGCACUCGAUUGAAGGAGAUGCACGGUGUAGCUCAACUGGAAGAGAUUCUAAUUUAUGAACAUCUUCCUGCUUCUCUGCAAAACAUCAUCAUGCUGAAGGAGGUUAUACGGAGAUUGUGCUGAUAAAACUCCAGAACAAAGAAGUCAGUGGAAACAUGCUGACAUCCUUUUUUCCUCUAAAGUUGUACCGAUUGUAAUCUGUUUCUAUCAAGCUCCACUUUUUUUACUCUACAGUCUUAUAUUUUCUGUCAGCUUACAUUACAAACACUUGUUGCUGAAACCAGAACUGUUCAAACUGAAUGUGAUUUUGUUUUUACAUUUUCAGUGUGUGAAUAAAUAAAUAAUAAAUAAAGAACAUGUGAUCGAUUGUGAACCUUUUCCAGAGCUUUAUUUCUGGAUCUGUACACAAGGUAUUAAAGUACAACAGAAAAUACAAAAUAAUGUUCAACAAAAGAAAAAAAAACAACUCAAUGUUUAUGUACAAUUCUUAUAAACAAUAAAGAUAGCUUCUUGAACAUUU